Messenger RNA from Paralichthys olivaceus (Japanese flounder), 715 nucleotides. Lineage: Eukaryota; Metazoa; Chordata; Actinopteri; Pleuronectiformes; Paralichthyidae. The record is from RefSeq and is a predicted model, not a curated record.
UGGAUCAGACGGAGGUUCUGUUCUUUGCUGCUGUUGUGUUGGAGUGAAAAUAGAACAUGAGAAGACGAGCAGGAGAACAGGAGACUGCGACCUAGGAGAACACAUUCAGGAUGUCAGGUGAUUGGUCCAUUCUGAGGUUGUCGCCACUGUCUCCACCCAGCAGCUAUGUAGCGCCACCCCCUAUAAACAUAUCUCAGCCCCGCCCCCUCUCAGACUGGGAGGCUCCCAGUUUCACUCAGGCUGCUCAGUUCCGUGUCAUUGCCACCUUGGUCCUCUUCCUGUUUGCUGCCUGCAGUAACCUGGCCCUAUUGGCCAGUGUCUGGUGUGGGCGUGGCCGGCGGCUGGCAUCUCACUUGCGCCCGCUAAUGCUGAGCCUAGCAUCGGCUGACCUGAUGAUGACAUUCGUGGUGAUGCCUCUGGACGCAGUGUGGAACAGGACGGUGCAGUGGUACGGAGGAGACGUGCUCUGUAAACUGCUUUGCUUCCUGAAGCUGUUUGCCAUGCAUGCCUCGGCCUUCAUCCUCGUUGUCAUAAGCCUUGACCGCCAGCACGCCAUCCUGCACCCGUUGGAUGCUUUAAGCGCUCACCGCAGGAAUCGACAAAUGGUUCUGAUGGCCUGGAGCCUUAGCCUGCUGCUCGCAUCACCACAGGUAGAUAUCUUGACAUUUUUCUUGUGUUUUCUGUGUGUUUGACGUGUUUGAUGUGUUAGCUGUGU